AUGUAAAUAAGUUAGACACUCAGAAGUUGCAUUAACUUUCAUAAAUUAGUCUAAGAACUUUCUGAUUAAGGUGAUAUCAAUUUCAAAGAAAAAAACAAACUCAAAUCUGAUUUCAAUUCCAAUAAUGAAGAUUUAUUAUCAUUGAUUGAAGGUACUAUAUAUACAUCAAUUAUUAGAUAUGGACAACUAGAAUCUUAAAUAACACUUAAUUGAUUAUGUCAAGUCUAAGCAAUAGAUUAUUAAAGUAGCCAAUUCACCUGGAAUAAGAAGAAAAUCACUACUUUCUGAAUCUAGUCCUUUGAUAGGUAGAAAAAGUGUAUUCUCAAAAGAAAGUAAGGUAACUGAAGAGGAUUUACUUAAUUACAUCAAAUAACUUAGAGAUGCACUUAUAGAAGUAUAUCAAUCUAGAUCUAAUGCAUUAACAUUAUUAGUUUAAGAUAAUCUGAAGUCUUUGACACAAUUCAUUAGUAAGCUACCAACCAAAAGUCCAUAACCAUCUUUAAUUUUAUUACAAGAAACUAACAUUGUAGAUGAUAUUGAAUCAUACUAUUAACAAUUAAAGAAUCAGUUUUUAAAUACACAAUCAUUGUUGAUUAAUGACAGCAUAGUCUCAGUAACUUCUAAUUUAGUUAACAAUUUACUUAAUUGUGAUGAAUUCACAUUCAUUAGUCCAUAAUAAGGUAUAUACGAAUCAGUUAAACAUACUUUUGCUAUCUUUGAUCAUAAUUAAUACUUAGAAGAUUUAAUCUCUAUUAGUAACAAUAUCAAUUUAGUUACUGAAAAUUAAACUAAACUAUCUGAAAUGUUCUCUUAAUAUGCCAGAACAUAUUCCUUUAGAAUAUAGGAUGAGUUCUUCUUCUAUCAUUAAAAAAUACCUAAGGAUAGUCUUUUAAAUCUAACUUUAGAAUAUAAUUGUUUAUAAGAAAUUCUUAUGCUUACAAAAUUGAUUUAUAAAUCUAUUAUCGAAUCUAGAGUAUAAUUGUUUAGUCCUAUUUAAAUUGGUAAUAUGAUUUUAGAUGUGGGAGUAGAAUUCGUCAGAUGCAGUAAGUAUUUAUUCAUUAAUUAAAUAAUUAAUUUAUUAAGAACUAAAUACAAUAUUGAAAAAGCUGAUAGUGAAAUCUAAGGAUCAUUUACUUCUAUUUAAAGUACCAAUCCUUCUCCAUCCAAUAAAUAAGUUAAAUUUGCUAAAAUACUAUUUAAAGAUGUUUUACCUAUUGAAAUUACUGUUAUUGGUUUGAAUCUUAAUAAAAAGGAUGACUUAUCAAUUUAUAAAACCAUUUAGAAUCUUUACAAUAAAUAUCUCAAAUUCAUAGAGUUAACUUAUGAUAGAAUUACAUUUUAUAAGUAUUUUAUCAAAUCUAAAGAUUCAAUCAUGUUAGAAUUUGAUAAAGAAGGAAAAUUGACUUUUCUAUCUAGACCUAUCCCACCUUCAUUGAGUAGAGAAUUUCAUCUUAAUUAUCUUCCUAGAGGACAUUAUUAUUAGAUCAUCUAAAAUUAAUAAUUAUUACAUGAUAUUGAAUAACAUUUAGAAAAUUAAUGGGUUAUAUAAUCAAAUGACUAACUUUAUGAAAUAUUCUUAAAAGCUAGAAAUAAAAAAUUUAAAGGAUUUGCUAUUAUCUUUUCAGAAGGAUUUCUUUAAACAAGAAGUUUAGAAUUAGAAACCAAAAAAAUUAAACUCAGAUAAGAAGCUACUUAAUAUUUAACCAAUCUUGAAUAAAAUAACCCUGAAUUAAAAAAUACUAUUCUCUCUUUCUAUAUACCAUCUUCAAUAUAAGCACCAAAAGUACUUAUAAAAAGAAAGAAAAGUAGAAUGAAUGUUUUAAGUGAGAUAGUUUAAAUUAAUUUAAUCGAUCCUUAAAGUAUUGAAAUUGAACCUAUCCAUUUAAAUUAAAUCGAUACUUUUGAAUUUAACAUAUUUUAAAUUGAAAAUAAUUCUAUAGAAAAAUAGAGAAUUGUUUAUAGAAUAUUUUUAAGGAACAAAUUCAUUGAAAUUUUUGAUAUAGACAAAAGUAGAAUGUUUGAAUUCUUAAGUGAAUUAGAAUAUAGAUAUGAUAAACGUAGAAAUCCAUUUCAUAAUUAUAAUCAUGGAGUUAAUGUAAUGCAUAGUUGUCAUGUUAUCAUGAAUAAAAUGUUAUCAUUACCUCAAUACAAUGAUUUAUUUGAUUAAAAUACUAAGUUAGCAUUAGUUUUAGGUGGGUUAUGUCAUGAUGUAGGUCAUACAGGAAGAACUAAUUAUUUUGAAAUUAAUAAUUUAUCAGAAAAAGCUAUUAGAUAUCAUGAUAAAAAUGUUUUAGAAUAAUAUCAUGCAGCAACUGCAUUAAAAUUGUUAUUAAGGGAAAGAAUGAACUUCUUGAAGAAUAUUGAUUUUAGAUCUUUUAGAGAAAAAUUUAUUCAAAAUAUAAUUUUUACUGAUAAGGCUGAACAUUUUAAUUUACUAAAGUUUUUUGAAGCUAAUAAUGAAAAAGACAUAAAAAUAAUAACAGGAAUGAUUAUUCAUACUUCUGAUUUUGCAGGAGGAUCUGCUAAAUGGCCAAUUUCUAAGGAAUGGUCCUUAAGAGUGAAUUAAGAAUUUCAAUCACAAUAUGAAGAAGAAGGUAAAUUAGGUUUACCACAAUAACCAUUUAUGAAAGAUUUGCAUAAUGUAUGUAGAAUAUAAUUUAUUUUAGAUGUCUGUGUUAUCUAAAUCUGAGAUAGGUUUCUAUAAAUUUAUUGUUCGUCCAUUGUAUGUGUCUUUGUCAUCUUUUAUGGAUAACUAACUUUAAGAUAGAAUAGAAAAUAUUGAUGAAACAAUAAUUGAAUGGGAUUUACUAGCAUCUUAGGAGAAUUAAUGA
Molecule: messenger RNA, 2831 nt
Organism: Paramecium sonneborni
Lineage: Eukaryota; Ciliophora; Oligohymenophorea; Peniculida; Parameciidae
Source: the annotation of a GenBank genome assembly